This is a messenger RNA of Lindgomyces ingoldianus, 591 nucleotides long. RefSeq lists its product as uncharacterized. Bases 1 to 591 code for a protein of 196 amino acids. NCBI's taxonomy places the organism in Eukaryota, Fungi, Ascomycota, Dothideomycetes, Pleosporales, Lindgomycetaceae. The record is from RefSeq and is a predicted model, not a curated record. The transcript has 4 exons.
AUGGGCUCAGUGACAGUGACAGUGUCGCCCACCCAUGUCAAGAUUGCGAAUAUAGGCAUCCUCCCGCCACAUACCCAGAUGACUGCUGUCUCCCCACAAAGCCACCGCUAUUUAUUCCCCUCAACGGUCCCUGAGCCUAGCCUUAAUUCCCUAAACACUCAAUUUUCAAGCGGGUAUCGACAUCGAACCUCCACCCACCAUGCCUGCGACUGUUCUCUCACAUUUCGUUAUUUUUUAUGGUAUCUAAAACGCCGACGCUCUCAAGCCCGAAACCCUUCAAAAGAACCGAGACCUCUAUCCUUCCUUCCCAUACCUUAUCAACGACAACCUGCUCGCAUAUCUUCCCGAGGCCGAGAGAUUCAGAAUAUGAUCUACUUCGACAUCAGGUCCAUGACAAAAUUUGAACUCCAGUCACGAUCAGCCUGCUUCAAGAACGAAGGAAACAUCGCAGCCGAACUCAUCGCCGGAAUCGCGAUACCCGGCCUUCCAGUGCCCAACGCCUUCGAGAAUAUCCUGAGUCUAAUUGUCUUUGUCAGUCGCAUAUCCACUGUGAUGUUGUUCCCGCCGCAAUGGAGCGGUACUCUCACAUGA